UGUCGAAUCCGGUGUCGGCCAUUUUAUCUGAUCUGCUGUCGUCGUUCGUCGUCGACGUCGUCGCGUAACGAUCAUCAUUUUCGCGUUCUAAUCUCUAUCUCAUAGUUCGAGAGCUGCCUCUCAUUUACGGCACUUGCCGUCUGUACGUCUGUAGCCCGUAGUCGAUAGCUAGGAUACCGGGAAUUCCUCGCAAUUUACGUAUCUCUUUCUUGUCCGCAAGCAGCGUGAAUUCUGUGGUCUGCUAAUGCGUGGCGUUUCAGAGAGCUCCCCGACUCGCGCAAUGGCGGAGGAUUUGGAUGUCGAGGCGAUGCUGGAGGCGCCGUACAAGAAAGGGGUAAGCCUUGUUUCUCUGUCAAUUUUAUAUCGAUCUUUUAUUACCUCUCUCUCUAUCUCUUUCUCUCAUUUGAUCUCUAUCCGCCGUUUCGCUCACGCUCGUGCAUCAUUAUAUUGGAUGGCGAGACGUGUCUCUUUUCUCUUUUUUUUUCUCAAUAUAUGCACAUUAUACUCGCCGCCGUAUGAGAGAAAGGGAACCCAUCACCGCUCCUCCAUCCCGCUGUCUCGCUCUAUUUUUUUUUUUUACUCUCUUUUUCUCUGUGUGGUACUUGGAUAUAGUUGUACACGUGUAUAUGUAUAUGUAAUCUAUAUAUGUAGAACAAAGUACGCCCUUGUGUCUGAUGUACCAACUAUUGAUCAACACCUCCGUUUUCUGUACUUAUAGAUGGUACGUAACAUGUACCCUCGCGCUCAUAGGAUGUGCGCCAGCGAGUUCCUUGCACUUGAAAGACGACGAGGAGCAGGACUCCUCUUCCAAAGACAAGUCCUCCAAGGAGAAUGGGUCUAGUCGCAAAUCGUCUGGGAAGAGCAAACAUCGCUCGCGUUCACGUUCACGAUCCCGAGAUCGCGAUCGCCGAGACAACAAAGAUCGACGGGAUCGCGACAGAGACAGGGACCGGGACCGCGAUCGGGACAGAGAUCGGGGGGAUCGCGACCGCGGCGAUCGUCGGCGUAGAUCGAGAUCUCGCGAGAGACGGGAUCGAGAUAGGGAUCGUGGUGACACCGAUCGGGAUAGGGAUAGGCGAGACAGAGAUCGAGACAGAGACAGAAGGAGGAAGAGAUCACUAACACCGUUGACCUUGCCUAGAGCCCGACCACCAUUCGGUAAAGGUCAUAGUCCACUUGGAAUAAAUGAUGAGUUGACACCAGAGGAACGAGAUGCCCGGACUGUCUUUUGUAUGCAAUUAAGCCAACGAAUUCGUGCGCGUGAUUUGGAAGAAUUCUUCUCAAGUGUCGGCAAAGUACAGGAUGUAAGACUUAUCACAUGCAACAAAACUCGAAGAUUUAAAGGCAUUGCCUAUGUGGAAUUUAAAGAUCCAGAGAGUGUGACACUUGCUCUUGGUUUGUCGGGUCAAAAGCUUCUUGGAGUGCCUAUUGUAGUACAGCAUACACAAGCUGAAAAGAAUCGUAUGGGUAAUUCAAUGCCGAACUUAAUGCCUAAGGGACAAACAGGACCCAUGCGAUUAUACGUAGGAUCUUUGCACUUCAAUAUUACGGAGGACAUGCUUCGCGGAAUCUUUGAACCAUUUGGAAAAAUUGACAACAUACAGUUGAUUAUGGAUCCUGAAACGGGGCGCAGCAAGGGUUAUGGUUUUCUGACAUUCAGAAAUGCAGACGACGCGAAAAAAGCGUUGGAACAGCUAAAUGGAUUCGAACUCGCUGGUAGACCUAUGAAAGUUGGAAAUGUAACAGAAAGAACUGAUCUGAUUCAGGGACCUUCCCUACUCGAUACUGAUGAGCUAGAUCGCAGUGGAAUUGAUCUAGGAGCGACUGGAAGAUUACAACUGAUGUUCAAAUUGGCGGAAGGUACUGGCCUGGAAAUUCCUCCCGCUGCAGCGAACGCAUUAAAUAUGGCACCAGUAAUGACGCAGCCACAACCACCGCCUCAGGCCGCACCUCCCAUUGCGACACAGUGCUUUAUGUUGUCGAACAUGUUUGAUCCACAAAAUGAGACAAAUCCUAACUGGGCAAAAGAGAUUCGCGAUGAUGUGAUCGAGGAAUGUAACAAGCACGGCGGUGUCCUACAUGUAUACGUGGACCAAGCAUCACCACAAGGCAAUGUUUACGUGAAGUGUCCGUCGAUCGCAACUGCCGUGGCGGCGGUGAACUCGCUGCAUGGCCGAUGGUUUGCCGGUCGCGUCAUAACCGCAGCCUACGUGCCGGUGGUAAAUUAUCAUUCGUUAUUCCCCGAUGCGAUGACCGCGUUGCAACUAUUGGUGCCGAGCGCGCCACGAAGAGGAAUGUGAUAACCUUAAACUAACGAGCGAGCAACAAUCGUCUAUGAAAAUUAUCGUGCAAAUCCUUGCGUAGUAUUGCGUUCUCUCUAUCUCACGUAUUCUUGUCUGGUGGAAACGCAUUUUUUUAUUCGUUGAUAAGACGCGGAAAGGAAGCACCCUAAGAGCUAUAGUAUACAGAAAAACUUGAGCAGUAAGUUAAUCAGGUAAUCAAGAACUUAAGGCAUAACGUAACGGUAGUAAAUCCAAACUGUUUAUUUCCUUACGUCAGACUGCUCAAGUUUCUUUGUGUGCCAUGACCUUAACAGGUUUCAACGAUUAUGUGUUGUCACUUGUGUCACGUUGCAUAAAUUUGUUGUAACAUUGUAAAUGCGAUAAGUUCGAUUAGUUUCAUGGCACGUUCGUGUGAGUUGAUGGUAACCAAAAUUUGUGACGAAGUGUUAUGUGAGUUUGUUUGACUUUCAUCUGAAUGUUCAGACACAUGUGAAUUAAAAAGGAUAUAUGGAUCCUACAAAAUAUAUGAUUUUUAUGCCACGUUGUACAUAUAUUUAUAUUAUAUCAUAUUUUUUUAUUUAGUUUUCCCUUGUAAUAUGAAGCAAACCGAUUGUUCUGAUGUUUUGUGAUAUAAUGGAUAUUACGAAAUUGAUAUUUUUUUUUCUUUUUAAACUAGUGAGGAUACAAUGUAAUUUUGAAGUCAGUUUUUCUGCGUAAAAAAAUAUGCAUAGUUAUUCAUGUCGCGUAUGAUAAUUGUAUUAUUCAAAGCACCAACAAUAACAUGAUUUACAUAAUUUAAUUUUUGAAUAAGGACAAUCCAUGUUUGUUUCUUUAAAAAUUACAAACACCUAAGUGUUCAUUAGCGCGACAUGUUUUAUUUUAUGUAUCAAUGUAUUAUGUUUCGCAAUUGAAGUAGCAUAAUGUAUUUCCAAAUGUUUUCGAAAGAUAUUCAGCCAAUCGUUCAUAACAGUUAUGUUAAAGAAGGGAAGGCCUUAAUCCUUUCAGUCCUAAUCUAGUUCACGUAUUAAGUUUGUACCAAUAAUACACAGAAACAUCCAAAUAUUAAAAGAAUCUUGUCAAUCUUA
Messenger RNA from Solenopsis invicta (red fire ant), 3367 nucleotides. It is a transcript of the gene Caper, whose product is annotated as RNA-binding protein 39. Bases 675 to 2300 code for a protein of 541 amino acids. The record is from RefSeq and is a predicted model, not a curated record. The transcript has 8 exons. Gene Ontology annotation, molecular function: RNA binding. Gene Ontology annotation, biological process: mRNA processing. NCBI's taxonomy places the organism in Eukaryota, Metazoa, Arthropoda, Insecta, Hymenoptera, Formicidae. Gene Ontology annotation, cellular component: nucleus.